Messenger RNA from Pistacia vera, 597 nucleotides. Its product is annotated as auxin-responsive protein SAUR78. The record is from RefSeq and is a predicted model, not a curated record. The transcript has a single exon. Lineage: Eukaryota; Viridiplantae; Streptophyta; Magnoliopsida; Sapindales; Anacardiaceae. The coding region runs from base 59 to 448 and encodes 129 amino acids. Gene Ontology annotation, biological process: response to auxin.
AACCUUCCUUCUUCUUCUUCCUCUGAGUAUUUCUCAAGUUAUUUACACUUUUCAUUCAAUGAAGAAGAUCAAUCUGAUCCUCAGAAAAUGCAAGAGCUUGUCGCGGCAACUCGGCCGAUCAUCUUCCUACAGUAGCUUGAGGUCCAAAUCCACCAGAGAUCACGAACUAUGGGGCCGCCAUGACCAUCAUCAUCAGCUUCAACAAGAGGAGAAUUGCAAAACCAUUUUUGUUGGCAGCACGAGGAAACGGUACGUGAUUAGUUCUAAAUACUUAAAUCAUCCGUUGUUGAAUGCUUUGAUGGAGAAAUCGAAGCAAAAAAAUGGAGAGUUGAUUUUGGUUAAGUGUGAAGUUGUUCUCUUUGAUCAUCUUCUUUGGAUGCUUGAGAAUUCUGAACCGAAUCUCAUUCUCGAUUCUUUGGAGGAACUCGCUUAUCUUUAUGCCCUUUGAUUUUUAUUUUUAUUUUUUUGCAUGAAUUUCUUAUGCAUGUAAAAGCUGGCUAUAAACUGCUGGCCAUUUGAUCGAUCUAGUCAAGAAAGAAUUCUUGAUUAUUUGUUACAAUGUGAUAUUGAUUCGUUAUUACUAUUAUUAUUAUUAUU